GGGCUGGGACACUAAAUGCCCUCGACGCAGGCUUUGCUUUCCUGCCCUCUGCCCCGUCGGGGUUCUGUGUCAUUCCUGGGGCUGUACCUCGUGUUUGGCUACGGCGCCUCGCUGCUCUGCAACCUCAUCGGCUUCGCCUACCCCGCUUAUGUCUCCAUAAAAGCCAUCGAGAGCUCCAACAAGGAGGAUGACACCACGUGGCUGACGUACUGGGUGGUGUACGGCGUCUUCAGCAUAGCCGAGUUCUUCUCCGACACCUUCCUCUACUGGUUCCCCUUCUACUAUGCUGGGAAGUGCCUGUUCCUGCUGUGGUGCAUGGCCCCCGUGUCCUGGAACGGGUCGCAGGUGCUCUACCAGAAGGUCAUCCGGCCCUGCUUCCUCAGGCACCAUGAGGCCGUGGACAGCAUGUUGGGCAACCUCAGCACCAAAGCCCUGGAUGCGGCUUCCGGCGUCGCCCGGGAAGUCCUGCAGACUCUGAUCAGCAGCCGCGCCCGGCUGGCGGCCCAGGUGGCACCGCAGCUCAGCUUGUCUCCUCCAGCAGCACAAAUGGGGGAUCCUGGCCCCCGUCUCCCCACAGCCACGUGUUCUCCUGCCACGGAGCCUCUCCCUGCGUCGAUCCAGCUGCGCGUUCCUGUCCCCCCGUUAAUAAAUGAGCUGUGAUUGCUGGCA
Athene cunicularia (burrowing owl) is the source of this 669-nucleotide messenger RNA. RefSeq names its product receptor accessory protein 6 (gene REEP6). Lineage: Eukaryota; Metazoa; Chordata; Aves; Strigiformes; Strigidae. Bases 16 to 660 code for a protein of 214 amino acids. The transcript is spliced from 6 exons. The record is from RefSeq and is a predicted model, not a curated record.